This is a messenger RNA of Neurospora tetrasperma FGSC 2508, 1205 nucleotides long. RefSeq lists its product as uncharacterized. The record is from RefSeq and is a predicted model, not a curated record. The transcript has 2 exons. The coding region runs from base 1 to 981 and encodes 326 amino acids. NCBI's taxonomy places the organism in Eukaryota, Fungi, Ascomycota, Sordariomycetes, Sordariales, Sordariaceae. Gene Ontology annotation, biological process: mitotic cell cycle. Gene Ontology annotation, cellular component: DASH complex; mitotic spindle.
AUGUCAGACGAUCGAAUGGAAAUCUCCGACGAGGAGGGUUCCUCCCUCUUCGCAUCGCCCACUCACCCUCCCACCUCUCGCGCCCAUCCCCCGUCGCAAGCGCAGCAACAACAGCAACAACAGAAAACCCCCGUCGCUUCGAGCGCAGCAGCCGCCGCCGCCACCUCAGCAUCCAAGGAUUCCAGCACCAAUCAGAGCAACAGCAGUCGCUCUUUCGGCAUCGACAACACCACCAUCGAGAGUCGCGAAGCCGCUCUACAGCGCGAGCUAGAAGGAGUGCGCAAGAUCAACCAAGUAAUCGAAGGCGUCAUUGGUACACUGGAGCGCGCAAAGGGGAAUAUGGGUACGGUUAACCGCACCAUCCACUCGGCCUCCCACCUCCUCACCACCUGGACCCGCAUCCUUUCCCAAACCGAGCACAACCAGCGCCUCCUGCUCAACCCCUCAUGGAAGGGCGCCACUGCCGACCUGGUCGAAAUCGAAGCCGAAGCCCUUGAGCGCCAGCGCGAAGCCGAACGGAAAGCCGCCGAGGCGGAGCGCAAGCGAGAAGAGGCGCGCCGCAAAGCAGAAGAAGAGGCGGAACGGAGACGGUUGGCUGCUGCGUCGAGUGGACUGGGAUCAACGAGGGGAAGGCCGAGGAGCAGAUCCGUUGGAGUGGCGAGCUCGAGGUAUGGGAUUGGAGUUACGAGAAGCAGUGCGACGGGGACGAGAGGAGGCAGGUCUGGGUCGGGGGUGGGAAGCUUGGUUGGGACUGGGAGGACGGGAACGGGGACGGCAGGUACGGCGGCUGGAAGAGUGGGCAUGACUACUAGGAGUGGACUGGCUUAUCGACCAGCUGGGGCGACAGGGACGUCGGGGAUACCGAGUGUGAGAGGAGGGAGAGGAGGGACAACGACGACGACUAGGGGCGCGAGGGGUGGAAGUAUAACGACGACAAGAGGGGCGAGAGGUGGUACAACAAGAGGUGGAAGUGCGCGUUGAGGAAGGGAUGAAAGUGUGCUGGUCAUGCUUAUGAUCAUGACCACAACCAUGACGAUGACGAGAAGAAAGAUAUGUUAGAAUGCUGUAAACUCCGCAAAGGAGAAAGCCAUGUCAUUUUAGAAACCCCCAUAUACCCGAUACCAAUGUACAUAUACCCAAACCAAACCAGACCUUCUAAUUGAAACCCCUAAAAAACGCCAUUUUAUAACCUCCCACAUUAUACC